AUGAAGCGAUCAAGCGUCGAGACUCAGUCAUCGUGGCCUACCCGUUCAACAUCUAAAUCAAUCACAGAUCCCAUCAUCUUCCGCGGACUCAAGUCCAUCACACUCGAAGACACGCAGCAGCGCUCUCUUCUCCGUCUCGCGCAACACGGAAUUAGCGUCUACUCACCGCACACCGCAGUUGACACCGUUCCUGGCGGAAUGGCCGACUGGCUCUGCGACGUAGUAACCGGCGUCUACGGCGAGACCAAGCCAUCCCAGAUCGCAACAUGCAAAUCAUCAAAUUACUCCGCACCCACCUACCCACGCCCAGAGUUCGCAACAUCCGCCACGCAGACCUCGAUCCCCCAUACCCGCACCACCAUCCACCCCUCACCCUCCGCUUCUAUCCCCGAGGGCUUCGAGGACGCCGGUGCGGGUCGCCUAGUUACAUUCAACUCUGCCCAGCCUUUAACCAAGCUGAUCGACUUCAUCGGCCAAGGUGUCGGGCUACCCGGUGGAAUCCCAAUUGCCAUUCCCCAGUCCAAGACCGUAGACGAGAUCCAGAUCCGCACGGUAGGCAUGUGCCCGGGCUCUGGCUCGGGCGUCCUCAUGCGCGGCGAACUUCCCGAUCUUCUAUUCACGGGCGAAAUGAGCCAUCAUGAAGCAUUGGCUGCUACGGAGCGUGGGUCUGUGGUUAUUUCACUUGCGCACUCGAACUCCGAGCGCGGAUAUCUGCAUGCCGUCAUGCGGAAUAAGUUGCUGCAGGAUUUGUCGCAGCGGUGGCAUGCUGAGAGGGAAGCUGCUCUUCAAGGUGCCUCGGAGGAGAACUCUGAGGUUUAUCGGGAUGCUGAGGUCUCGGUCUCGGUUAGUGAGGCUGAUCGGGAUCCGUAUGGAAUUAUGAUUCGUCAUUGA
Messenger RNA from Penicillium maclennaniae, 891 nucleotides. RefSeq lists its product as uncharacterized. Bases 1 to 891 code for a protein of 296 amino acids. Gene Ontology annotation, cellular component: mitochondrion; cytoplasm. The transcript has 2 exons. The record is from RefSeq and is a predicted model, not a curated record. Lineage: Eukaryota; Fungi; Ascomycota; Eurotiomycetes; Eurotiales; Aspergillaceae.